Aspergillus candidus is the source of this 1345-nucleotide messenger RNA. RefSeq lists its product as uncharacterized. Lineage: Eukaryota; Fungi; Ascomycota; Eurotiomycetes; Eurotiales; Aspergillaceae. The transcript has a single exon. The record is from RefSeq and is a predicted model, not a curated record. The coding region runs from base 453 to 1016 and encodes 187 amino acids.
UCCAGCCAGGUCGCGGAUCUCGCCACCGUCGUCCCCCCGGCUCUUCAUCUGAUUUGCCGGCCAUUAAUCAGAUGACGAGAGUCGUCUGCGGUGCUAAUGCAACCCGCUGAUGUACACUGUUCAUCAUUGCGACAGGGGACUGCAAUUUUGUUAUCUUAUUGCCCCGUUACUUCUUGGGCCCCUCUUUUUCCGUCUCCUAGGGUUCGAUAAGCGAUUGGAUGGCUGGAAGAACGCGCGCACACACACACACACACACACCACUGUGAGGAGGGGCAAAAUCACCAUCCUUCUAAAUUGUAGAAGAAUUGUAGAAGAAAAUGUGCCAUGUUGAUCGUCGGUGGGACCGAACCCCGUGGUGCUAUUUGGGUAUGAAUAGCGUCAUCGUCACCGUUAUCAACUGUCUAUGUAGAUGUUGGCCCGGGGAGUAAACAGCAUGGCACUAGUAUUGUCUUAUGCCCUUAGGAUCAUCUUAUGUUCAUGCCGUUGAAGAGCGCAGUAGUCAUUGCCCAACGGGGCAGGAAUCUACCUACACUAGUUACUUGGGAGCAGCGAGUCUUGCACCCGAUGAUAUCCAACCGUCCACCCAUCCACCUCAACCCUCUACCGACCCAUCUACAACCCAUCCCAGACAGUCUUGCCAACAACAAACACCAGCAUCAAGAGCCACCACUUCAGCCAGGAAGAGAAGGGAAAGCAAAAGACACGUAGGAGGCGUCCAUGCCCCAAACACCCGUGUAACACAGGCAAGAAGCGACCAAAGCCAAUGCAAAGACGACUGGCUCUGGGAGCACCGUUCAGGGAGAAUACGCUUUAUGCUUCCUUUCUUUCUUCCUCUCUUCAUAUGUUGCUUUCGGCCAGACCGUUCCUUGCCUCGCUUGCAUUUCUGGCUUAUCUUGUCUUGUCUAUCUUACCUUUCUAUUCAAUCCAUCUGUGUAAGGAUCACGGUGUGCGUGGCUGACAGCGCAUUACGCUGGUCGGGAGGAUCGGACCGUCUUGGUCAGUGGACUGUUGCUUAGGUAGGGGAUUCUUUCUGUAGCACGAGGUUGAAUUGAGACUGUGCGGGGCUUGGGAUGUAGGGAGAUGCUGCCUAUUGCAUUGCACUUUCAGGUUAUUUGUCUGGUGUGCAUGUGGUAGGUCUGGCUUUGCAGAUCGGUUGGGCGAGUAUACAGUAGUGAAAUGGAUGUAGUGUAUGCUGGAUAGACGGUCUGGUUUGAUUGAUUUGCUGGCUUUGUUCUGCUUCUUUUGGGGCUAUAUGCAGACUAUCAGAGUUUGGAUUCUGUUGGUUUUAUGCUGUACUUAAGUGACUGGUUGAGAAUACCUAGGCAGAUAGAUAGAUAGGUCAUAC